UUUUUCCUAACAGAAAGCGUGGAUACCCAUCAGCGAAGUUUUGAUAUUGGAAUUCAGAUUGGCUAUCAGCGACGCAAUAAGGAUGUGUUGGCUUGGGUUAAAAAGCGCAGAAGAACUAUUCGUAGAGAAGAUUUGAUCAGCUUCCUGUGUGGAAAAGUUCCUCCACCGCGAAACUCUAGAGCUCCCCCAAGACUGACUGUAGUGUCCCCUAACCGAGCUACUUCAACGGAAACUAGCUCAUCUGUAGAGACUGAUUUGCAACCCUUCCGGGAAGCCAUAGCUCUGCAUGGUCUUAGUGGUGCAAUGGCUAGUAUAAGCGUGCGUUCGAGUACCCCAGGCUCUCCUACACAUGUAAGCAGUGGAUCGAAUGCUAGUCGAAGGAGAAAUGGACUCCAUGAUGUCGAUUUGAACACUUUCAUAUCAGAAGAAAUGGCACUCCACUUGGACAAUGGUGGAACUAGAAAGCGUACCUCAGCCCAGUGUGGCGAUGUCAUUACAGACUCACCAACCCAUAAACGCAACAGAAUGAUCUAAACUGCAAACAUUUUCACACCCACCAUGCUGCUUGAAAGCCACUUGAUCCUCAACAUAUACUAUUAUUGCAAAGGAAACAAACAUGAGGCCAUCUUCCCUUUUUUCACUGUUUAAGACAAGUGAAUUCUAUAGUGGUUGCCAUAAAAGGAAGUUCUAGGUAUUUACAGUAGAUGCCUCUUGUAACUAUGGCUUUCUUAAAACUAUAGUCCUAGCAGAGGACAUCAGAUAUCGUGUAGUCUUUAGCAAGAUCAUCAUAGGCAAACAUAUAUCCGUUUCAAGGCUAAAAGUGACCUUAACUGUAUUUAUUCUCAAAGGGAAAGGAAGUAUCAGAUGUUUAUUUGGUUAUAGAAUGCUUUUUUGGGGGGGGGCGGGGGGCUCCAUUUCCUGCUGUGUUGAGUAUUUUGCUUCAACAGUAUUGCCAGGUUCCUAAAAUUGUCUAAAACACGUGAUUUGGCUUCCUCGUCAAAUCGCCAGCCUUCCAUUUUUGCAGCAGCACUGUACCAUGCACCUGGUUUCUCUCUAGUAACAGUGUGCAACUUCUGAUUAUUGAACUGUGCCCUGUUUUUAGUUUUCAAAGCAGUUUCUAAUUCUGGUGAUUGUGUGAUGUAAAGAGGUGCUAUGAUGGUCAUGCAAUUAAUACUUAAUAUCGAAUCAAUACACAGAACUUUAUUGGAUUCACUUUGUGUGUGUUAGUGCUCUAAAAGUAGCAAUAUUAUUAAAUUGCCCCCAGAUUAACCUUGUAGGAUUAAAAUACUCAUUUUUAAGACAAAUACUACUUCCCAUGCAGGUUACUGUCCUUAUGGUAAAUGUAAACAUGUAGACUGCAUUCAUGGUGACCUAAAGUAGAGAGGUCAUGAACUUUAUGGGCUUCCUUUUUGGUUCAGUAUUAGAGCGACAUGGAUGGUGGGAGGGUAGUCUGUUAUAUUCUGUUUUACAUUUUUCAUGAAUGUUCUACUUUGUGCAGUUUCCAUUGGAAUGGGUGGAAGAUAAAGGUCUUUUAUCUGCUAAUAAUGUGAUCACACCUUAAAUAGCAAAACCCAACUCUCCAAUCCCUCUCCUAUAAAGUGCAGUUUGGAAUCUCAUUCUGGAAAAGAUGGAAUCGCAUGGAGGUUCUCUAGAUGUUAGGUAGACUUAAAUAAAAGUUCUCAAUAGAUUCUUUUGAGUAAAUAUAAGACCUCUUGUACCUACAAUGUUUUAGAGCAUGUUUCAUCUUCAUUUUUAAUAUCUUGAACUGAACGGUAGUCUUUUUUUAGAUGAAGAACUGAUGUCAGCCUGCCAGGUACUGUAAUUUAUUCUAUCAUAUUAUAAAUGUAUCAAGUAGGACAGUGAAAAUGUUUCCUUGCAAACUUGUAGCUCAGUAUCAGUUACUUUCUGUUUUUAUCCUUAAAAGACCAUUGCAAAUCAGUGUAAGGGUUUUUCCAGUAAUUACUCACAGCACUUUGUUAAAGUUUGCAAUUUCUUCAGCCAUUUAAUAAUCUUUCUGUGAAGAAACUUUGCUAAGUUAACCAUAAUAUUCAUUGACUGGGUGGGAUGUGAAUGUAAUGUGUGAACUGAAGAAGUUCUGUAUUCACUAUAGAUACAGCCCUUAUUUAAAAAAAGUCAAUUCCAUACUAAACCUAGGAAUGAAAGUGAAGCAUUUCUAAAUUUUUGCAAAAGUGGAUCAUUUUUUUUUGUUUGAAUAUGAUAGGAAGAAUUAUAGCAAUGUAUCAUUUUACCGGAAACGGGUGAGCCUAUGUAUUAUGAAUACUUUCAGGCUUCCCUUUGGAAUAUAUCAAGAAAUGCAUCUGGAGUUAUCUUUGUUUUUCUAUCGUUGUAAAUUUAGAUUCUGGAAUUGGGUUUGGUGAUGUGAAGCGUUGCUCACAAACAGCCAGAACUCCUCUUCCUAAAGGAUUUUGAGGCUGAGGAACACAUAUUUCAUCUCCCCUUUAUGCCGUGGUUCUAGUUCCUCUUUCCAAGUUAAUAACAACAAAAAAUUUUUUUUUGGUGGUUUUUGUUUUAGUUGGUGCUCUGAAGCUUAAUCUCAAUACCCUUUACUCUUCGAUUGUCAAAUUUUGAUAAAACAUGUGCCAUUUUCUUUGGUAAGAGAAAGCAGGUCUUCACGUCUGCCAGAACACAAUUUAUAUAUCUUAUUGGCUCCAUUAAACUUUUUGAAAACUUUAACAUUUGUUACUUUUUUCCAUUGCAUUUAAUUCUUUUUUUUUUUUUUUUUUGUGGUACGCGGGCUCUCACUGUUGUGGCCUCUCCCGUUGCGGAGCUCAGGCUCUGGACGCGCAGGCUCAGCGGCCAUGGCUCACGGGCCUAGCCGCUCCACGGCAUGUGGGAUCUUCCCGGACCGGGGCACGAACCUGUGUCCCCUGCAUCGGCAGGCGGACUCUCAACCACUGCGCCACCAGGGAAGCCCAUUGCAUUUAAUUUUAAAUGCUCUGUCACCCAGCAGUAACUCUUCCCCCCCAUCUCCGUCCCAUUGCUCUCCUGUGCCACCCGAGCACAGAAUAAACCAAGACCUAGGAGUAGAAAGGGAAAUGAUUUCUCUUAGAAAAACUUAGUUCUGACUGCUAGAUUUCUGCAGCCUUUCUUUGUGCCAUUUUAGAUGCAAAACAAAUCAUGGAAGAUUACAUAUUUGUGUGAUACUUUUUAAUAAUGUUGGGGUUUUUUGUUUUGUUUUCAGUCUCUUGAGAACAGUGUAGGCUGACAGUUUACUUUGGGGGAACAGAACCUCUUUUCAUCUUAAGCUAGAUUCUCUGAUUCUUUUAGACGUCAUAGCUCAUGAGUUCUGUUCCUGUCACCCUAACUUGGCAUGAGUGGGUUGAGUUAUCCUUAAACUGCAGUGUUCUGAGCAUGGCUGAAGCAUUAAAAACUUAAGUAUAUAAUGUUUGGUAUUUUAUAGAGCAAAAUUAUUGGAAAGCAUUUGGCUGAAUCUAAAGACCUGCAGUCAAAUUCUUCAAUGUGGUUUACCCAACUGGAGUAGUGGUACACACCUUAAAUCAUUCAAUGAAUAAAUAAUUUAAAAAACCAAAAAGACUAUGGGGCUUGUCUGCAGUUUUGUUUUGGUCAUCACAUCUGAACAACUUUGACAUAAUCAAAUGAAGUUCAGGCUUAAAAAAUAACUAGCUGAAAUAUUUUUCCCAAGGGCUGCUGGAACUCAUUAAACUUGAGUCACUGUGGCUUUUGGGCCUUAAGGUUGCCGUACAGCAGUGAAAGCUGGGCUAAUUUGCUGAACGGUAAGGGGGGUCGCCAAGGCCUGGCCAAGAGGGUGAGCUAGCCUCAGUGCAGUGAAGGUGAAAGUUGCCAAGAGAUGAUUUGGAAAUGGACCUUUAGCUGGGGACACAGGCAGCACAGUUAAUUUCAGAAAAUGAUUAUGAGUGGAUCAGUAAGUUUCUGGCACCAUUACUCCCUGAACUUUUUGAGAGGUAUAAUGACUGUUAGCAGAUUAAUCUCAUUACAUUUUAUUUUGUAUAGCUUGCUACUACAUGCCACUUCAUCCAUUAGAUUGAUUACUUAGGUGUCUAGUUAGGAGGUUGGGAAUCUUUCAUAGGUAGGUUCUGGACUCUUGGAGUGCAGUGACGUGAAAGCUUCCGCCAGAAGAAACCCUUUGUUUAUUUUAAACUUAAGAUUCAUAUGUUUAAUUUAGUUAAGUUUAGGAGGUUAUUCUGAUCAGAUGUGGUUUUAGUACCUGCUCCCUCCUUGAAAGCUGUUACAACUUUGAUCAGAUGACCUCACCUGGUAUGUCUUGUUUCCACACCUCACGCUGGAAUGUUUGUGAGGUGUGUGAUGUUUUAGUGGGGUCACUCUGUUGUACUGAUGCACUUCACAGGGUUUUUCUUCCUGUGAUGGUACCUGCAUGUUCUCUGUGGAGUCCAGCACAGAGUAGUCUGUGAUGCAAGAGGGUUUUGAGAGUCCAGUACAAAUUUUGUGGCCGUUGGCAAAACUGAGAAGUUUCAUUGAUGUUAUUCCAAAUUUCUGAUGGCCCCUCAUUUUAUUUGUGUUGAUUUAAUGCUUAAAAAAAUUUUUUUAACUGCAAAAAUCCAGCCACACAGCAGCUUAUAGUAUAUGUGGAUCUUUCUGCAUAAGAAUAUAUAUGGUGAUACUUUGUGACUAAAUAGAAUUCCAUGGUAUGUCUGGGCCUUUAUGGUGGGUCCCAGUUUUUUCCAUAGUUAGUAGCAGUGAACAGUCAAGUUUUUUUUAGGUUCCUAUGGGUAAAUUUCUGCAGGUAAAGUUGUUGGUU
Molecule: messenger RNA, 4759 nt
Organism: Physeter macrocephalus (sperm whale)
Lineage: Eukaryota; Metazoa; Chordata; Mammalia; Artiodactyla; Physeteridae
Gene: HAPSTR1
Product: HUWE1 associated protein modifying stress responses
Exons: 2
Source: RefSeq, a predicted model, not a curated record